Molecule: messenger RNA, 1026 nt
Organism: Papaver somniferum (opium poppy)
Lineage: Eukaryota; Viridiplantae; Streptophyta; Magnoliopsida; Ranunculales; Papaveraceae
Exons: 1
Coding region: 1-1026 (341 amino acids)
Source: RefSeq, a predicted model, not a curated record
AUGGAGCUCUUUGCUGCAGUAGAAAACCUCAAAUUCUUCAAUGCAAUUCAAAUCAUCAGAGAAGCAGUGAAAAUCCCAGCCAAAUCAUCGUCUCCACUCUUUUUGAUUACUACCAUAACCCUCAUUCUCCCACUUUCAGUGAUCCAGUUGUUAUUUAAGAUUUCAUUCUUCAACUUUUUUACUACCCUUUUCGUGUACUUUCACGGCUAUAUAUCUUCUACCUCCGUUAUCCAUGACUUCUUGUAUGUCCUUUCCCUUUCCGUCUUGUCUCUGCUCUCUACAUCCGUUAUUGUCUUGACAGUGGCUUCUAUUUAUGCAUCCAAAUCCGUCUCCUUUAUCCCCAUUCUCUUUGCAAUUCCUCGCAUAUUUAAACAUCUUAUGAUCACAUUCUUUUACACCUUACUUCUCAUGAUCGUGAACUUCUUGGCCUUUGCGACUUUCAUACAAGUCUUAGUUUGGUUUCAUAUUACUGAAGAUGCUACGAUUUGGCGUUUUAUUUACAUGUUUUACAUCAUAUACCUUCUUGUAUCUUUGUGUGUUACAGCGUUAUGGAUAUUAGCCAGUGUAAUCUCUGUUGUUGAACCAAAUGUUUAUGGGUUGGCAGCCAUGAACAAGAGUAAGCAACUCUUACAAGGGAGAACUAAAAUUGCAUUCGCACUUGUAAGUUUAUACGCGGCGGCUACAUGGAUUGUAGAAAAGGCGUUACGGCAUGCGAUGCAGUUUCCUGUACAUUUCAUGGUUAAGGUCUUAUUGGGAUUGCUGUGUUUAUUCAUGUUGGUGGCUGUUAAUCUCACGGGGCUAUUACUUCAGAGUGUCUUCUACUUUGCCUGUAAAAGUCACCACAAUCAAGUGGUUGAUAAGAAGGUUUUGUAUGAUCAUCUUUGUGGGUACGAUUUCAGUGGUGAUAACUCUGUAGCAUUGAAUUCUCCUAGUACUGGUAGUAUGGAUAUGCAGAGCUUGGUCAAAGAUGACCACGGAGUUGAUUAUCAGCCUGUUGCAAUGAAUGCUAUUACUGAGUACGUCUGA